Knipowitschia caucasica is the source of this 690-nucleotide messenger RNA. The record is from the annotation of a GenBank genome assembly. NCBI's taxonomy places the organism in Eukaryota, Metazoa, Chordata, Actinopteri, Gobiiformes, Gobiidae.
AUGAAAGACAUUGAGACCAAGGACCAUCAGCUAAAGGUCGCCCUCAGGAUCCGACCUUUGAGCAACUCUGAGCUGGAGGCGUCUGCAACCAUCGUGGCUCAUCAUGUGGAUGACCAGAUGGUGGAGCUCAUGGAUCCUCCAGGAGACCAUGAGGACAUGCUCCGUGCCAAUUGCUCCCAAGAGAAAACUCAAAUCACGGGUCCGCGCCUGAAAGAAAGAGCCCACAUUAACCGCUCUCUGCUCGCACUUGGGAACUGCAUCAACGCCCUGAACGACAAGAACGCACAGGGCUACGUCAACUACAGAGACAGCAAGCUAACCAGGCUGCUGAAGGACUCAUUGGGAGGAAACAGCCGCACGUACACCAGCAUCAUCACAGAACUCAGAGGAGAGAUCCAGAGACUGCAGACGAAGAUCAAUGAGCAGCAACAACAUCAGAGCUCCAACAAGAGGGAUAUACGACAUGUGCAAGCUGAGGUCCUCUCCCAGAGCAGGCCUGAGGUCCAGAGGCUCCGUGAGCAGUUGCUGCAGGGGUUCAGGGAGCAGAUGAAGAUCAGCAGAACCCUGAUGGACCUGGACAGCGCUGAGUUGGAGCUGCAGGUGGAGACGUCCCACCACCUCCUCACCAUCGCAGACUGGGAGCAGGAGCAGCGCAGCUGGAAGCGGAGGAGUGAGCAGCAGAAGGAGUGA